AUGGCAGGGGAGAUCAUAGCGGACGUCAGUCCACCGAAAGGCUCCAGGAGAACCUCGCUCAGGGCCUCGGCAUCUAUCAGCAACGUCCUUCCCUCCCCUUCUCGCUCCACCAAAGCCUGCGCAAGACAGUCAACCUCUCGCGCAGAACAAUCACCCCGCAAGCCUGUCGCGAUGGAAAAACGAAAACGCGUCGAGACCCCUUCGCCUGCUCCUUCCAGCGACGAUAGCGACAAAGAAUACGAAGUAGACUAUAUUGUCGACGCUCGUAUUGUCAAGAAGCGACGCGUACCCAAGCUGGAAUAUCUCGUCCACUGGACAGGUUAUCCUGUAUACGAGAGGACUUGGGAGCCUGAAGAGAACGUGGGCGACCAGAACUGUGUCCUUGUCAAAGCGUUCUACAGAAAGAAUCCUCUCAAACCUCGUCUUCAGAGAGCUGCGUCUCCCACGUCCGAAGCGCCUUUGGAAGAGGCAGACAGUGAAUCCAUCGUCGAUCUUGGCGAAUCAGUCGAACCCGACGGCGGAUUGAUUGAAGCUGCCCUCCAUCUGCCUCCCAAUGAAGAGAAAUCUCCCUUCAAACAGGAGGCCUCUCCUAUUUCAGUGAAGCAUUCGCCCUCCUUCGCGGACCGCAAACAAUUUCUAGUGACUGCCGAGGUUGUCGAGGAGGCAAUGUCCUCGAAUAAGCGACCCGCUCGUGCAUCGGCUCGAAAGUCUGCUCCAAUCUACGAUGAUGGUGAGAGUGAUGGAUCAGGAGCACCGAAAAGACCGCCAAAACGCCCCACCAGAGGCCCGACCAAGAAGGACGAUGCGGUCAGCAGCAAGCAGCCUCCCAAAAAGAAGCGCAGGGUGAAUGAUGACGAUGAGAGCGAUUUUGUCAUGAAUGAGGACGUCGAUGAGGAUGAAGGGGAGGAUGAUGUGAUUUUCUCCGAUGAGCAGGAGCAGGAGCAAGGGGAAGAGUCCGCAGAUGAGGCGGAAGAUGCGGAGGAGAGCGAAGAGGAAACCAAGACAUCAAUGACGAGUAAAGCCCGAGCUUCCCUGUUAAAGGCGAAAGCAAAACCCCGCAAAUAUGCAGCCUUGGCCAAUUUUGAAACUGGUGUCAUGCCUUUGGGGCAAAAUAUUGACAUCAAGUUGGCUGUAAAAGACAUGAGCGAAGAUCUGCCUCCGAUGAGCAACGUGGAGGCCAUGUUUGACCAUCUGGUUUCAAGGAUGCCAGACAUCGUCCAGCUUAUAAAGCAGCUGAAUGGGCGGAAACUGCGCGUGGCGACCAUGUGCUCAGGCACAGAAUCACCCCUCUUGGCACUUGACAUGAUUGCCCAAGCCAUCAAAUCCCAGCACGACUUGACCCUUUCGUUUGAUCAUGUCUUCUCAUGCGAGAUUGAGCCUUUCAAGCAAGCUUAUAUCGAGAGGAACUUUGCACCCCCGAUAUUGUUCAGAGACGUUACAGAACUGGGAAAAAGAAGGGCUCAUACAGCUUAUGGAAGUCUCGUUGAGGUUCCAGGCGACGUUGAUAUUCUCAUUGCGGGUACUUCUUGCGUCGAUUACUCCAAUCUCAACAAUGUCCAGCAAGACAUUGACGCAAAUGGAGAAUCCGGUCGGACGUUCAGGGGCAUGUUGCAGUGGGUCAACAAGCACAAGCCACCCAUCGUCAUAUUAGAGAAUGUCUGCAGCGCCCCUUGGGCCAAGGUCGUUGAAUACUUUGCCGAGAUCGACUAUGAUGCGGAUUUCACACGUCUGGAUACAAAGGAGUUCUAUAUUCCUCACACUCGCACUAGAGUUUACCUCUUUGCCACACCAUCCACCGAAUCUGGGGAUCUGCCCGAAAAAUGGCAGCAGACUGUGAAGGACCUACGACGUCCUUGGUCAUCCCCCUUUGAAGCAUUCUUGCUUCAUACCGACGACCCCAACAUUCACCGCGCGCGCCUCGAUCUGGCCUCUGCCAAAGCACAGACGGAAGGAACAUCAAGAAAGCCUACUGACUGGACCAGAUGCGAGUCUCGACAUCAUCGGGCGCGAGAAGAAGAGGAGCUCGGUCUUCAAAGACCACUCACUUCGUGGCAAGAGGCUGGUGUCUGCAAAGGUCUCGAUUGGACUUGGAACGACUGGCUUCUGACGCAGACUGAAAGGGUUGUCGACUUGCUAGAGAUUUCAACUCUUCGAAUGGCCAAAGAUGGUGUUGACUCGGGUCACAAGGCUUGUAUCUGGAACGUCAGUCAGAAUGUUGAUCGUCAAACGGGCUCGGCAAAAACCGCUUUAGCCCCUUGCCUGACCCCCAAUAUGAUCCCCUGGGUUACCAUACGGGGAGGUCCUGUUACGGGUCGGGAAGCUUUGGCGCUACAGGGAAUUCCUGUGCGAGAGCUCCUACUGACAAGCGAGACUGAAGAUCAGCUGGCCGAUCUGGCUGGCAAUGCCAUGUCGACGACUGUUGUGGGUUCAGCAAUGUUGUCUGCUCUCCGAGUGGCCUGUCACAGGCUAAAAGCUGGCGCCAACCCCGACCAAGACGCCACGAGUCUCAUACAGGAAGCUGCGGUCAUCGAUGAGCAAAUCGCUGGCCGUAUCGUGGGUGAAGAGCGUCUCGAGCGCCAUGACCUUGACUUGGCUAAAGUGGCUCAAUCCAACCUUGGCAUUCUCUUGGACCUUGCCCAUCGCAGUUCUCGUCAUUGUCAGUGCGAAGGACAAUCCGGCACCGUCGACAACAUCCUCGAAUGUGUUGAAUGCCAUUAUAGGGCGUGCAAGUCUUGCGGGGGAAGGCCAGAGCAUGUCUACAGCAAUUGUGCCAAUCUUCGAGUUCAACCAGUUGAAUUCGAAAAGCGUCUCAAAGACCUUUUGCCUAUGCGCGUCGAAAUUGCCGGCCUGGGCACCGAAUCCCUGGCAAAAGCCAAAACGAAAGCUCAAGAGCGCGCAAAAACACUCGUUGAUGAAGGUGAUUGGAGGCUUUGGAGUGACGCCGUUUCAGAAGCGGUCACAGGCGCAGAAUUCAGAUUUCGCCACCUCAAAAGGCAAGGUGUAUGGACCGCUGUUUACGAGGCGCCCGGUGCUUCUCUCAACCUCGUCCUCGACAAGCAAAUGCCCGAAUGGCGACUCACAAUCAAAUCAUCCGCUUCUGAGCCGAACGACAGUCGCUUACGGGCACUCCUCCUUCACCCCGUAGCCCGGUUGCAGAUCGAUACCACCGGUCAAGAUGUGCUUUGCGGCCUUUGGAAUCUUUGCAUUCCAUCCAGAAGCACUAUAGACGUCACGAUCAUUGGACGCGGUGACAAAGUGCCCUCUUGGGAAGCAUCAUUGGGUUUGGAGGGCAUUUUUGCUGGCAAAAAACGCUGGUCUGAAUUGGAAGUGCAAGUCGAUAGCGCGGGCGAAGAGAUACUAGACCGUAAAAUCUCGGGCAUCUACAAACUACUACCCAAUUGUGGACAGGCCAUGGCUUCUCUUCAUAAAAAAGUCCUUUCUUCUGAGGAUAAAUCGCUUCCCCAACUGUACUUUUUCUUCGACCCCACUCGAUGUGGAGACUCUUCCGACGACUCUUAUGUCUUUUCGACCAGCAUCGAUAGACUCGACUACGGAACUGACCGCCCGGUUAUAGCGCAGCUCCGAUCAAGCUGGCGCGAAAACGAUGAGGAAUCUCAAGCGUCAUCAGUGAGGGCUUCGGGAAGCUGGGUCACCUGCGAGGAGGCUCAUCUUGCUGCUAUGGGUGGCGGCGAUAUCGCUGUCGUCGGUGCUACUACUGAUUCUGAUAUCGAACACGAUGUCGCUACUUUCGCCGUGCCCAAAUCAGCCUCCAGUAUAUCCGUAUCUUUGGAAAACGACGCGUGUACGCAUGCUUCCGCUAUUCUAUCGUGCCGGGUGCCACUCAAUCCAUCUCAUUCUGAAAGCAUGUGGCGAAAUGGGGCCUGGGGCGAAGUGGACUUGUCUCAUCAAGGAAACGCAGCAUUUGCCAACCUAGCAUGGAUCACCGAGAGACUGCCGCCCAUGAACGCGUUGGAACAAUGGACUGUCAUUGCAAACUCACACAGCGCUGAGGAUGUAUGUGAACGGUGCGCUCCUCGGCCACCUCGAGUCCAUUGGAUCAAGAAGGCGGGCAAAGUGAACAAGAGGGGAGCAAAGACAAAGAGCACCAUCAUCGCCUAUGAAGACAGAUAUGAAGCUGGUCUUUACGAGCAUGCUCUCAAAAGCCGCCCGUCUCCUUUCGUGCUCCAGCUUCGUUUAGAUGACGGCUUCGGAUCAUUCCGUAUAGGUCUCAAUAUUGUAUCGCUGGCCCAUCGUGCUCUUUCCCGACUUCCUCACGAUGUUUCAAAGGGCAAGACAAAACUCUCAUGGCGUCUUACGCCUGGGCCAAUUGCCGAAAGUCCUCGACCGCCGAAAGUAUUUGUGAUUCCGAGCAACAAGCGCGAUCCACAGCAUGCGCAGCCUGCUAGCUUUAGAUAUCGCCUUCGGCCCGAGCAACUGCGCUCAGUCUGGUGGAUGUUGGCGCAGGAAGAGGCUGCAGGUAAAACACAUACCUUUGUCGAAGAGGAGAUUGCCGAAGCCAUCCUGCCCGCUGUGGGUUGGAGAGCCGAGGGAAAGGCUGAAAGGCCGGUCCUGGUCCGCGGAGGUGUCAUUGCCGAUCAAGUUGGUUACGGCAAGACCGUCAUAACGAUCGCACUCAUCGCGGAGACUCGAGAAACACCUGCACCGGAACCAGCGCCCGUCGAUCUGAUAGAUCUCAAAGCCACCUUGAUCCUGGUUCCCGGCCACCUCAGCAAACAGUGGCCAAGCGAAAUCGCUCGUUUUACUGGGAAUAUGUUUGAGGUCAUGGUCAUCCAGAACAUGAGAGACCUGCAAGGCAAGACCAUCGCGGAGCUCAGUAAAGCCGACAUCAUAGUCAUGGCCACGGAAAUCUUCGAGGCCGACCUGUACUGGGAACGAUUCGAGUAUCUUGCGGCUCACCCUGAAGGCUGGCUGAACGACGCUCAAGGAGGGAGGUUCUUCUGCGAUCGUCUCGAUUCAGCUCUGGCAACAUUGAGAUCCCAGACUCGUGUCUUGAAGGAGGAAGGGGCGGAUGAAGCUAUAAGAACCAUGGCGAAGAUCCAGGAGGACGCCAGAGGCGAGGUUGAAGGUGGGGCUGAAGUGCACAAGUCGAUCAAGUUUGGCAAACGAAUGAAGGGUCGAGCCUACCGUGAUCGAUAUGAUGGUGAAGCGAAAAAGAAGACUACCUUGGCCGAAAUGGAGAAUUGGGAGGCCUCUGAUGAUGACGAUGAUAUUGACGAACUUGCUGAUGUUCCGAUGCCAACCUUCAGACAGGCGAAAGGAUCUGAGGCCUUGACCAGCAGUGCGGUAAAACAAGAUUUCAACAAGCUCUCCUGUCCGGUCAUGCACAUGUUCAGAUUCCGACGUGUCGUCGCAGACGAGUUUACUUACCUGCAAAAGAAGAGUUUGCCGGCAAUUUUAAGAUUGACCUCUUCAUAUAAAUGGAUUCUCUCGGGUACACCACCCGUAGAUGAUUUUGCGGCUAUCCGAAGCAUUGCUUCCUUCAUGGGGCUGCAUUUGGGCAUGGAAGAUGACGGAGAAGCCUCUACUCAGUACCUAAAGAUCCGAGUCAAGGAACAGACUCAAGCGGAAAAAUUCCACGCCUUCCGGGAGGUCCAUUCUCAAGUAUGGCAUCAACACAGGGACGAUCUUGCUCAAACCUUCUUGGACAAUUUUGUUCGCCAAAACAUUGCCGAAAUCGAGGAGAUCCCCACCGUGGAGCAUAUACAUACCUUCGUGCUGCCAGCUUCAGAAGGAGCCGUCUAUCUUGAACUUGAACACCAUCUUCAAGCAUUGGAAAUGCGCACGCGCAAGGAGACCAAGUACAAGAAUGUCUCUCAAGGCGACAGACACGCGCGUCUAGAAGAGGCUCUGAGUGAUUCAAAGACCGCUGAAGAGGCACUUCUCAAACGUUGUUGUCACUUUACGCUCGACCUCAAUGACAAGACUCGUGACGUCGAAUCAGCUCGCGAAGCUUGCCAGCACAUCUCGGGCGCUCGGGCGCUUCAACUGACUGCCUGUCAGGCAGAUUUUGCCGUUUCGGUCAAUCAAGCUGUCACCUUUCAUACGUGGAUCAAGAAGAAGGGCUAUUUCACCAAGAGUGACCCCUCCCCUCAGCCAUUCACUCAAUGGGUCACUUCUUCUUGGGAUACCCGGAAGCAUCAAGGGGAUGCGGAGGCCGCUCGUCGCGUGACGAAGGUGUUGGAGAAAGAGUGCAAUAUCAAGGAUGCUGUGAUUCCCUCUUCGCCCGCAGGGAAAACCAACGCCGUCCCAAAAGGUGCCAAAGUUGAUGACGUGAAGUGGCAAUUGCGGGAGCAGACACAUCUCCUGCGCAAGCUCUCAAAAGAGCUUGUCGGGAGAGUAAGAUCUCUUCGAUUUUUUGAAGUGAUUCGGAAGCUUCAGCAAGGAGGCGAAGAAGCGCUGGAGGUCCUGGAGACGUCGGGAUGUGAGCACAAACCCUCGACAGCCGCCUCUGCCGCAAUGGCCAUUCUAUCCUGCUGUGGACAUGUGGCCUGUCACGAGUGCCUGGUGAAGGCUGCCCAUAGUCAGCGUUGCAUCGAGUCGGAGCAGUGUACUGCGCCCGUGCGACAGACCAACAUAGUCAAAGUCGGCACAUUGGGCGUGGAGGGUCAGCUUUCAUCUGGUCGCUAUGGCGCUAAGCUCGCCAAGCUUGUCGAUUUGAUUCACACCAUCCCCGAAGACGAGCGCGUCCUCGUCUUCCUUCAGUGGGAGGAUCUCGCAAGCAAGGUCUCGGAAGCGUUGACGACAGGUGGCAUUCCUCACCACACGCUUACUGGAGCCGUCAAAGCCCGGGCGAAUACUCUUGAUCGUUUCCAGUCCUCCGACGCGUCUUCGUCACGAGUUUUGCUCUUGAAGAUGAACGAUGCCAGUGCAGCGGGGUCAAACUUGACCACUGCCAACCAUGCAAUCUUCCUCGGCCCUCUGUUUACGCCGUCGCUUUACAAUUAUCGAGCGGUGGAGACACAGGCUAUCGGACGAGUGCGAAGGUAUGGCCAGCAGAAGGAGGUUCAUGUUCAUCGGUUGCUGGCUCUGGAUACCAUCGACAUGACCAUCUGGAACAGCCGACGCGCUGAGCUGAAGGAGAAGACAGAUUGGGUAGAACUUCCUCAAGCCGAGUACACGGGGCAGCCGUCGGGCGCUGUACCCAAUAGUGCAGAUAUCCCCAAUGCGCUGCCAAAAAGACAGCAAGGCAAACGGGCCAGUCUGUCUGAAAUCACGACGAAUGGUGACAAGAGGGAAGCGGAUUCCGAGCCUGAGAAGGUGUCGAAGAGAGUUGCGCGGGGAAAGCGGGACGCGGAGAAUGGUGAUUAG
Cryptococcus amylolentus CBS 6039 is the source of this 7329-nucleotide messenger RNA. RefSeq lists its product as hypothetical. The record is from RefSeq and is a predicted model, not a curated record. Gene Ontology annotation, molecular function: ATP-dependent chromatin remodeler activity; methyltransferase activity; ATP binding. The transcript has 14 exons. NCBI's taxonomy places the organism in Eukaryota, Fungi, Basidiomycota, Tremellomycetes, Tremellales, Cryptococcaceae. The coding region runs from base 1 to 7329 and encodes 2442 amino acids.